UUCCCCAAAGAUUGCACCGCAUAUCUGGAAGGGAGUUUGGGAAGAGAGUAUAAGAGAACUGGAGCAAACGGGACAUUUGGGGAAAAAUUCUCGCUCGACAAGGAAACCUAACUGGAGAUGAUCAAGUCCUGAGAAGUGGCUAAAUGGAGGGAUAUAGGUAUUUAACAUAAGCAUGGUUGAUGCAUACUAUCAAAUCGCUGAUAGACCGCCUGAUUUCUAAUUACCGAGCGACUUAUUAUUAAACAUUAGGAAAAAAAAGAUAAAAAGAAAUCAAGACUGGCCCGAUAAAACCAUAAACUUGAAAACAGGCUUCAGAAUUGAAAAGAGUAUUUUUGCUUUCCAUGAAGAAAUCUAAACGGAUGGCCAGCGAAUCAAAUCUAAACUCCUCCUCAGUCGUCUCCAAAUCAAAGCAACGCACGUUCCCAUCCGCCCAAUCUUGAAUCAGACAAUCCUGUCCCUUCGCCCAUUGUGAAAACUACAAUUCCCAGAAUGCAGCUGGUUCCCGGUAGAGGGAAGUCUCAUUGGAUGAUGCCUUAUAGAUAGGUGAAGGAAAUAACCUUAGCGUGGGACUAAUUUUUCCUAAUGAAUCAAAAGUGUCCGGAAGAGUAAAAGAAAGGCUGAUUGAGAAAUUGCUACUUAAAGGGAGCAGUUUGGACAAAAAACAACAAUGACUAAUCCUGAGAAGAAAGUAGAGAAAAAUAUCUGUGGAGAUCAUUGUGAUCAACAGCAAAACUAUGGAGAUGGACAUGGGGAAGAUCUCUGGGAUGCAUUUGAGCUUCUGGAAAUUGAUGGGAAUGAUGAAAGAUCCAGUGAACAGGUUACAGGAAAUGAGAAUUGGUGUUCGAGGAAUGUUCUAAGGAAACAACGGCACUGGGAGAAGAUUGUUUCUGCAAAGAAGGAUAAAAGAAAAUGUGAAAGAGAACGACGUAAAGCGAAGCACGCUGAACAAAAAGGCACUGCUCCUCAACUUAGUAAGCGAGAUCUAAAAGCCAUUGCAAAAGAUCGUCUUCUAGAGGCCAAGGCAACAGGUCCUCGGCUGUGUAUUGAUAUGAGCUUGACCGGUCACAUGACUAAGAAGGAAAUAAGUCGUCUUGCUGCACAGAUUAGGCGGCUUUAUGGGUCUAACAAGAAAGCUCAGAAGCCCUUUUGGCUCCACCUCACAGGAAUUGUGAAAAACAGUCCUAUUUAUGAAGCAUGCUUGAGAAUGAAUGAUGGAUUUGCCAAUUAUCUGAUGGAUGUUACCGCAGAAAGUUAUCUUGAUCUAUUUCCUUUGGAUGUGAUUGUAUAUCUCACACCAGAUUCUGAUAAUGUUCUUGAGGAAGUUGAUCCACAAAAAGUACAUAUUUUGGGAGGGCUGGUGGAUGAAAGCAUUCAAAAAAAACUCACUUUCCAAAUUGCCCAGGAAAGACAUCUGCAGACAGCAAGAUUGCCUAUUCAAGAGUACAUGGUAAAAAACAUCAAUGCAAAAAAUUACCACUCUACAACCUUAGCAAUCAACCAAGUGUUCGAUGCCUUAUCAACUUUCUGUGAUACAAAGAGUUGGGAAGAAGCACUUAAAGCUGCAGUUUCUCCUGGAAAGGGAUACAUCUUCAAAGACACACAGUGACAAAAGAGUUCUGGAUAUAAAUAUGAGAAAACAAGAUUUGGUCUGCCUUUGGUAACCUACAACAGCCUCCUUUACCCAAUUGCAUUCCAGAUAUUUUGAACUACAACGAUUAAAAUUUCCAGUUGUAAAUUAUGGGAGGUUGGCUCCAGCACUACUGUAUAUAGACAUGUGGGGAGACUAAAUGAUUACUUAAUUAUCUUCAUUUCUGCUUACUGUACUUCUUGGGGAGAAGACUGGGUCUCUCAUUGCUUAUUCUUGGUGAAUCUAUUAGAAGGGUUAAAGUAUUGUUUGUUUUACAUUACAGUUAACUGCACUUAUUACUGAUACACACUUUUUUUUAAACAUGACAUUUGUGCUGGGAAUUUUUGCUGAAAACAAUGAGUCUUUCAUAAUGAAAUGAAUGGGUAGCUUUUCCUGCACUCAUAGGCAAAGGAGCUGAGGUUAUGUCAAUUUAGUUUUUUUUAACAUAAAUGCUUUAUUGCUUUA
Messenger RNA from Pantherophis guttatus, 2092 nucleotides. It is a transcript of the gene TRMT10B, whose product is annotated as tRNA methyltransferase 10B. NCBI's taxonomy places the organism in Eukaryota, Metazoa, Chordata, Lepidosauria, Squamata, Colubridae. The record is from RefSeq and is a predicted model, not a curated record. Gene Ontology annotation, biological process: tRNA N1-guanine methylation. Gene Ontology annotation, cellular component: nucleoplasm; nucleus. Gene Ontology annotation, molecular function: tRNA binding.